This is a messenger RNA of Postia placenta MAD-698-R-SB12, 1341 nucleotides long. RefSeq lists its product as hypothetical. Lineage: Eukaryota; Fungi; Basidiomycota; Agaricomycetes; Polyporales; Adustoporiaceae. Bases 1 to 1341 code for a protein of 446 amino acids. The transcript has a single exon. The record is from RefSeq and is a predicted model, not a curated record.
AUGCCCUCGUUGAGACUCCUCGCUGCCGGCUCGAACGCACAGGGCCAGCUCGGCACAGGCUCCUUGGAGGACGCGCACUCGUUCACACCGUGCCUCUUCGCCGGCUACCCCGCCGGAAGUCUUCCUCCGGGUACACUAGCCAUCUCACAAAUUGCCUGCGGCGCAAACCACACACUCGCUCUUCUACAACGCCAGGUGGAGCCGGACGCGACGCCGGUCUCGGAGCUCUGGGGAUGCGGCGACGGCCGCAGAGGGCAGCUGGGCCCGUCGUACCUCACCGACGUCGGCGCGAGCGCAGACAAAACCUCCACGGCUGUGUUCCAGAAGCUAGACUUACAGCUAGAUCGCACUGUUGGUGCGGACUCGCUGCAUGCAUAUGUGCCGCGGCUGGUCGCGGCGGGCUGGGAGACGUCGUAUGUUGUGGUGUCCCGUGCUGGGUGCAGCGACGUACUGAUCUCUAUGGGCGCGGAUGACUAUGGGGACCUCGGCGUGGGUGGCGCGAAGGGGAAAGGCGUUAUGGGGCGGCCUGUACACCUUGUCGAUCUCCGCGGCUUGUUCGCACAACACGCUGGGGAAGCCGAAGUCGACGGGGGCUCGUUCACUGUACGCUCUCUUGCUGCUGGUCCACACCAUGUGGUGGUAAACCUGGAGACCGUGCACGACCACGAGUUUAUGCAAAGCCUCCUUGUAGGCUGGGGUGCAGGCAGACAUGGUCAACUCGAUGGCUUUGAACGCACGCCUGGCAAAGCAUCGCCGUUCUAUACCGCCCCGCGACCGAUACCUCUUGCACCGAACGCCCCCGCCGUUGUGUCCAUCGCACUCGGGAACCAACAUUCUGUCUUCCUUGAUGCCUCUGGACGACUCUCAGGCUGUGGGUCCGAUCGCAAGGGCCAACUACGAGAUCUACGGACGCUGGCUAACGUCACGGAUGUGGCAUGUACGUGGAAUGGGUCGUACCUUGUGAUGAAGGAUAUCGAAGGAUGGCGUAUACUUUCCACUGGGAGCAAUAACAAGGGACAACUUGGGCGUGGAGACUUUCGAGACGCGUCCUCACUUGUCGGUGUUCAAUUCCAGUGCACGGAUCACACUUGUCAACUAAAGAAGAUUGCGUGCGGGAGUGAGCACAUCCUCUGCUUGCUCACCCGGAACGCAGGAGAGGCAACACAGGCCGAGGUAUGGGGAUGGGGAUGGAACGAACAUGGGAACCUAGGACUCGAUUCGACGGAGGACCAGAACCGUCCACUUUGCGUUUGGUCCUCUGCGAGCGCAAUUGGUACCGCUAGUCAUGCGGUUGGUAUAUGGUGUGGUAAUGGAACUAGCUGGAUCGCCGUCGAGCAAUAA